This is a messenger RNA of Tribolium madens (black flour beetle), 2365 nucleotides long. RefSeq lists its product as uncharacterized. Gene Ontology annotation, cellular component: endoplasmic reticulum-plasma membrane contact site; endoplasmic reticulum membrane; plasma membrane. Gene Ontology annotation, biological process: intracellular sterol transport. Bases 23 to 1663 code for a protein of 546 amino acids. Gene Ontology annotation, molecular function: sterol transfer activity; sterol binding. NCBI's taxonomy places the organism in Eukaryota, Metazoa, Arthropoda, Insecta, Coleoptera, Tenebrionidae. The record is from RefSeq and is a predicted model, not a curated record. The transcript has 9 exons.
GUAAUUUUUGAAACACCUAGAUAUGAUAAAAACCUUUAUCUGUCAGCAAUGCGGAAUGUCAAUUCUGGAAGAAAAAGAAACUGCAACAAAAGAUAGGAAGGUUAUGCAAAAUACUAUUGAAAUUGAUGGAGAGUUGGUACAGCUAAGAGAGAAAAAUGUUAAAAAUCAGAAAAAAACAAAAAGAAAAAGUUUGAGGAGUUCGAUUAGAGAAAGCUUUAGGAAUAAUGCAUUGAGGAGGUCUUUGGUCAGAAGAGCCAAGAGUUUCGAACCACAAAAAGAACGUCCCCGAAUCAAACCAAAACGCUCCAAAACAAUGAAAUUCUUCACGUCGACCGUCCCCCGUUCACUCUUCAACCCCCUCAUCAUUCGAAUGCAGCCCCCUGCACCCCUUCUCGUGGAAGAUCCGCCCAGCACCGAGGAUGGAUCAGAUCUGGAAGACGUAAAACCGUCAACUGACCCCGCGCUCCUUAAUGGGUCGUCUGGCAAUUUCGGGAGCGCGGGGGCCCGGUCGGCUCCCGGAACGCCGCAAGGGACCCUCGGUACUUCCCCGGAACCAGCCUCGCAGCCAUGCAGUCCAGGCUGCACGUCACCCUCGAUCCAGCGAAGCCCAAGUCACUCUCUCUUCACUAAAUGCGAUAAAGCGUCUUUGAAACACUUGUCGACGUCGACGCCAGCCAUGACGGCCCAAGCGCAGCUCACCGAACCCCCCAGCCCCAAAACGGCAAAGGAGAACAAAGUGCCUACGACGUCGAAAGCGCGCCAGAAAAAAUUCAACAGACAUUUUCCGGCUGUUGACAAAGACGAAAAAGUCCUAAAUUAUUAUUCCUGUGCUCUUAUCGGUGAUAUUCUGCUACAAGGCCACUUGUACAUCACCAAAAACUACUUUGCGUUCUAUUCCAACGUCUUCGGAUACGUGACCAAGCUUCUCAUUCCAAUGCUGUCCGUGGAGAAAAUAACAAAAGAAAAAACCGCAAGGAUAAUCCCGAACGCUGUUGGAAUCGCAACAAGCGAAGACAAGCACGUUUUCGGCAGUCUAAUGUCACGUGACAAUACCUACCGUUACAUGGUCAAAGUCUGGGAGGUCGCCCAGAACGCCUCUCUCCUCGUGGUCGAACCGGAAAUAGUGGAACCUGUAGUGUCCGAUAGUGACAGCUCUGAAACGCGUGAAGGUGAAAGUGGGCGAGAAUCACCAUUACCAACUCCCCGAUUUGCUCAAAUGGUCCUCAAAGAGCGCAAAGACAUCGCCGGGCCUAAAGUCGAAAGGCAACAACGCUCAAUGGAAAUGGUCUACGCUCUUAAGGCGGGCAUUUUGAAAUUCGCCAGCCUACCGCGACAGAGCCUAAUAUUGUUCGCCACGACGUUACUGUUAAUUCUUCUCUUCUUAUCGGCAGCUGUGUUACUUUAUCGAAUUAGUAAAAUACAAAACAAAUAUUCAUUUAAUUUGCAUGAGACAAUGCUCGCUGCAGGCAGCGAAGACGUUUACAGUAAUCUACUACAAUAUCAGACUCAUUUACAUUCGAAGUCGGCGGGGGCCGUGCACAAUUUCUUAGACACGAAUUUAGACCAAAUUGCUAAGGUUAGACAGUCUCUGGAAGCGCUGUCGACUUUGUUGAUCCCAAACAACAGACAGAAAGAGGCGAGUUCUAGAGACAGCAGCAGUUAGCCACAUUAACUACUGUAGGAAUGUGAUCAGUAUUCAGUCUUUUUAAAUUUAGAUUUAGCAAUAUUUCACUUAAAUAUUGUUGCCACCAUCCCAGUAUCGACACUAGACCGCGUUGUUUCAUAUUUGCCAAAUCUAUUAUUGCCAUAAGGGUAUUGGAACUACUCCUAUGUAUAGUCAGCACGUUUACUAUAAGCUCAAUUUGUCACGAGAGGGUUUCUGGUGUAAUGGACCGAUUUGCAAAACUGGGAUUUUGUUUUUAACCUUUAGUUAAUUCUCGCCAUCUAGUACAAACUUAUUUUAUUCCAGUUUAGUUUCAAUGAGGCGUCCAAGACGCUCUUAUAUCAACUUCCUAGCAAUAAUAUCAAGAUGAUUGGGAACUAAAGCUGUGAAUUGGUACUGAGCGAUUUUAGAAAGAAAAAAUGUUUCAUAAUUUUAGAAACUUCGUAAUCCUUAUUAGGCAGAAAAUUGUUGAAAUGAAAAUGUUUAGUCUUUUAUUUCAAUGUACAGUUUUGUACUAGUUUUAAUAGGAAACAAUUUACACUGUUUUUAAUUUUACCUAUGAUGUUUAUAUGUUAGAUGUUAAUUUAUUGCGGUUGGAGUUGUGUUUUUGUGAAUUUUUGUUUUUGUAAACAUGUUAACAUAGAAGAAACCUGUGAUAUCUUAUUUGUUUUGCUUUUAUCAAUAAAUAGUGUUACAAUUUAA